Symbiodinium sp. CCMP2592 is the source of this 738-nucleotide messenger RNA. The record is from the annotation of a GenBank genome assembly. NCBI's taxonomy places the organism in Eukaryota, Dinophyceae, Suessiales, Symbiodiniaceae.
AUGCGACAUGUCACCCAAGUUCAUCCAUGUCAUCAGAACCCUACGGACGUUUUCUCACUGCUGGCGUCGACACUGCCAACGGCCACUCACUUCUACCUGAACUACGUCCCAGUUCAGUGGGGCACGCACCUCAUGAACAUGAUGCGCUAUGUGCCCCUGGCGAAGUAUCUCGGCUACCGAAAGGUGUGCUCUGACGACAAGGCGCGAGAAAGAGCAGAGCCAGAAGAUCAAGACUACUACGGCAUGGGCUCACGAAGUGCCCGUCACACCCUGAUUGCUGUGACCGGCCUGGUGUUCUGCCCCUCGGAAUCGGUAGGUCAGUACCUUGGACACCCUCUAUGCUUCCCUGUUGCCAUGAUCCUCACUUGGAGGUGUCGAUACGUCUAUGCCUACCUUUGCGUCUACGCAGAGACGAAGAAGGCGGACCUGGGUGGCGUCUUCUGGAGCACAAAAAUGAGACAUGUUCAGCAGGGCCUGCUGAUCUACAUCGUCCUGAUGACGGGCGUCCUGCUGCAGCGUGGUUCUAGUAUCGGCCCGGGAGUCAUUGCCGCAAGCAGCUCAGCUGUGUGGCUCUGGAGCUAUCGGCGCUUCAACCAUCGAUUCCAUCUGGACAACUUGCCCCUGAAGGACAUGAAGGUGACUCGGGUUCAGUACUUUAGUCCAAUCCCCUUAGUCCAGUCCCCUUACAGCCCAAUAUUUUGCCGAGCGAGGUGUUUUGAAGAAGAACAACACAUGUAA